UGUCAAUUUACCUGUCAGUGUCAAUUCAGUCGGAUAUCAUGAAAAGUGCGAGCGUUUGUUUGAGCACGUCCUACCUUUCGUCUUCGAUGUAUUGCUCUCUACUUUCACCACUUCGUGAAUAGUUAAUAGUAUCAGUUUUAAAUGUGCUGUAACAGAACUCGGUCGUCUUCUUAAUAUAUAAAUAAUACUCAUGCCAUGGCGACAGGCGCUACCGAAAUGGCAUACAAAAAUUAUUGUGUAGUGUUUAUAAUAUUCGCUCUUGUGAUAGUUCAAGCAGUCGGUUACGACACUGAACUGUAUGAAACAAAGCCUUGCGACAGCAAUGCAUGCUUUGACGAACUCCACGGGUCAUUGGGCGACUGUUCGUGCAAUGUUGACACCAUCGAUUACUUUAAUAAUGUGAAGAUUUACCCGCGACUUCAGAGUUUAGUUAGGAAGGAUUACUUCCGCUUCUAUAAAGUAAAUUUAAAAAAGGAAUGUCCAUUCUGGGCGGACGAUAGCAAAUGUGCAAUGAGGUUCUGUCAUAUCAAAACCUGUUCCAAAGAAAGUGUCCCUGGAUAUGAAAAUGGAUACGAAAACGAGCAUAUAGACGAGUCUCCCGCGACGAAAUAUUCUAAAGAGGCGCAAUCUAACUGCAACUCGGAUACAGAUCACGACCAUGACCUGGGUUACUUAAAUAUGACUAUAAGUGCUGCCAGUCAACAUGAAAUAGCCAAAUGGAAGGCCUAUGACGAUGCUCUAGAGAACUUCUGUGGAUAUGACGACAAGGAUGUGGAUGCUGAGUAUGUGGACUUGUUACUCAACCCUGAAAGAUACACAGGUUAUAAAGGACCUUCAGCUAACAGAAUAUGGAGGAGCAUUUACCAGGAGAAUUGCUUCAGGCCUAAACCCAAUCCAUAUGAGUCCUUCCCAUUUGUGCUGACUUCAGACCUAGGCAACAUGUGUCUGGAGAAACGAGUGUUCUAUAGAGCUGUGUCCGGCCUACACUCAAGUAUUAACAUACACUUAUGUUCUAAAUACUUGUUGUAUGAAAAAGGUGCAGGUUUCACAUCAGAUGGAGAGUGGGGGCCUAAUCUAGAAGAAUUCCAACGUCGUUUUGAUCCCUCUCAGACAUUUGGUGAGGGUCCCAACUGGUUGAAAAAUCUUUACUUUGUUUACUUGUUGGAGAUGAGGGCAUUAGCUAAAGCGGGUCCUUACUUUGAGACUGAGGAAUAUUAUACGGGUAAUCCUACAGAGGAUGAGGAGACAAGGGAAGCGAUACAUAACAUGCUCAGUGUGAUAUACACCUUCCCGGAUCAUUUUAAUGAAUCAUCAAUGUUUAAUGGAGGUAGUCAGGCGGCUAAACUUAAAGUAGAGUUCCGAGAGCACUUCCGUAACAUUUCAAGGAUAAUGGAUUGUGUUGGAUGUGACAAAUGCAAGUUGUGGGGCAAGUUGCAGACCCAGGGCCUGGGGACUGCAUUGAAAAUCUUGUUCUCAAGUAGAUGGAACAGUCCGGAAAGUGAUCCAAACCAAGGCAAGCUGCCAGUGCGACAUAGAUCACAUGAGAGGUUACAGAGGACGGAGAUCGUGGCUCUGUUCAAUGCGUUUUCAAGACUAUCAGAGAGUAUACGACAGUUGGAACAGUUCAGGGUUAUGUUAAGCUCGCAAAAGGAAGGAGCGCAGAAGCAAAGCUUAUUCAGAACUAUCCAAGAUAUGAAGUGAGAAGAAUAGAAUAAUCUAGAAUAAUGUUGGCGUUAUUAGGAAAUGUAUUGAUGUUCCUCGAACAAUUUCCUCCAUACCUGUACUACAAACUCGUAAACUAGGAUCGUUGUCAUUGUGUAAGCAAGAUAGCGCAUUGCAUUCUGCAUAGCAGCGCCUCACUUUCACAACGGCAACAGUUCUGUUUUAAGAGCGCGUGGUACAAGGGCGGUGGAGUUUUUAUUCUAGACUCGUGUUAUGGUUAAGGCAAUUGUACUUGCUAAGAGAAUUUACUAGUUCCUCAAAGCAUAAUUAAUAUGUCUAUUCUGACGUUGACAGAGAUUUUGAUUGUAAAUAAAUAAUUGUUGCGGAGAUUUCAUGUGUUUAAAGUUCUUCCUAAACAGUCUUCGGAUCAAUAUCUUAAUACUCCAUUACUUGAAAUUAUUAUUUUUUACUCAAUUUGUUUAUUUACAAGUCUAAAGUAAAGACAACUGACAUUUAUGAACAAGUUAUCGCCGAUGGAAUCGUCUUUACAGAAAAGACGAAUGGAAGUCACGUGACAUUUUGACGCUUGUGAAAAUGACAGUUGUCUUUGGUACAGGAAUUUUGCGAUAACACUAUAUUUUUUAAUAUUUGAAUUUUAAAGAUGGCUUCCUCUUAACGCCAAUUAAAAAUCAUCACAAGACUUAUAUUUAUUGAAAAUCCAGUGAAGUGUAGAGCUUAAUUUUUAUACAGGGUAAAGCUAAACAUUGGUAGGUAUAAUUUAUCGAUAAAUUAUAGCAAGAAAAUUAUCGAUAAUAACCUAUAUUUUAGCUAUUUUCGCGGUAAUUUGACUUAUUUCACGGUAGUGUUGACCGUUGCACAUAACUAUUUUUAAUAAAUUCUUUGUUCUCAAUAUUACUCAAAGUAAUAAAACUAUUUUAUUCAAAUUGUAUUAGUGUGGAAAUAUAUUAAGGCGACUAUACACUGAACAAUCUUUGUUGUGUAAAGUCGUAUGUACAUUGUUAUGUAGCAAUUUUGGCGCCUAUUUAAAUUUUUUUUAAACCUUAGAUGUUCAGCUUUGCCCUACAUUUUGUCUGUGUCUAGUUUAAGAUAAAAUGUUAAGUAAAUGUAAUAUUAUUGUGAAUGAAAUUAAUGAGCGAAAGAUGACUAUGUAAGAUUUCUUCUUAAACUAUUAAUUUGUAUUCCUUUCUGGUCACAAAACCUCA
Molecule: messenger RNA, 2885 nt
Organism: Trichoplusia ni (cabbage looper)
Lineage: Eukaryota; Metazoa; Arthropoda; Insecta; Lepidoptera; Noctuidae
Product: ero1-like protein
Exons: 2
Coding region: 196-1701 (501 amino acids)
Biological process (GO): protein folding in endoplasmic reticulum
Cellular component (GO): endoplasmic reticulum membrane; endoplasmic reticulum
Molecular function (GO): thiol oxidase activity; protein-disulfide reductase activity; FAD binding
Source: RefSeq, a predicted model, not a curated record